AUGGAUUUCUUGAAUUUCUCCGGGGUGGUGGACGAGUGGAAUACCACAUACACCAACUCCUCGGCUACCGGGAACAGUGAGUACUCUCUCCUCUCCAUAACCGGACUGACCGUAGUCGUUGGCUUUCUCAUCCUGUUUACCAUUGUGGGCAACGUUCUGGUGGUCAUCGCCGUUUUGACCAGCCGCGCUCUCAAACCGCCACAGAAUCUGUUUCUGGUGUCCCUCGCCAGCGCGGACAUCCUAGUGGCUACUCUGGUCAUGCCCUUCUCUUUAGCUAACGAACUCAUGGGCUACUGGUUCUUCGGGAAAGUUUGGUGCGACAUCUACUUGGCGUUGGACGUCCUCUUUUGUACGUCGUCUAUAGUUCACCUGUGCGCUAUCAGUCUCGAUCGUUACUGGUCGAUCACCCAGGCGAUAGAAUACAACCAGAAGCGGACACCUAAACGGCUGAACGGGAUGAUCGUGGUGGUGUGGCUGAUCGCGGCCGUUAUUUCCUUUCCGCCGUUGAUCUCCAUGGACAGGAGCAGCGGUGGGGGGAUCAGUCCUCAGUGUCGGCUGAACGAUGAGACCUGGUAUAUUCUCUACUCCAGCAUAGGAUCCUUCUUCGCUCCCUGCGUUAUCAUGAUACUAGUGUACAUCAGGAUCUACCAGGUUGCUAAGACGCGGACGCGGACCAUGUCGGAGAAGAAGAGAGAGGUGGAGGACAACGGAACUGCCCCGUUAGACGUUAACGGGUUGGAGCAGGGGGGGGUUGCCCGGGAGAACGGGCACUGCCAGCGGCAGCAGAAGACACCGGUACCGCCGGGGCUGUUACCCAACGAGCCCAAAUUAACCCCAGACCCCGACGAUGGAGACGACUUUGACGACAGCAGCUCGUCAGACGAAAAACCCACAUCCGCCAAAAAACAUUCCCAUUCCUCUUCCUCUUCCCAUCAGCAUCACCACCAUCACCACCACCAUCACCAUGACGACAAGAAGGAUUCCAAACCUUCCGAGAGAAGGAAGUCCACAGGAAGCAGGAAGAGCAGCUUGGCUUCGUCCAAAUGCUCAGAGAGCAAGAAGUCGCGCGCCAGCUCGAAGUCCAUUGAGCUGUUUUCGUCCCGUAGGAAGCGGCGGAGCACCGUAAACAGGACGAAAAUAACAGCAGCGAGGGAGAAGAGGUUUACCUUCGUCUUGGCGGUGGUGAUGGGCGUCUUCGUGAUCUGCUGGUUCCCCUUCUUCUUCAGCUACAGCCUGUACGGAGUGUGCCGGGCGCCCUGUGAGAUCCCCGAGUCUCUUUUCAAGUUCUUCUUCUGGAUAGGCUAUGUCAACAGCUCCCUCAACCCCGUCAUCUACACCAUCUUCAACCAGGACUUCAGACGAGCCUUCCAGAAGAUUCUAGUCUGCAAGUCAGGGAAGAGGUCUUUCUGA
This is a messenger RNA of Salvelinus namaycush (lake trout), 1410 nucleotides long. Its product is annotated as alpha-2C adrenergic receptor-like. The transcript is spliced from 4 exons. Gene Ontology annotation, molecular function: alpha2-adrenergic receptor activity. Lineage: Eukaryota; Metazoa; Chordata; Actinopteri; Salmoniformes; Salmonidae. The record is from RefSeq and is a predicted model, not a curated record. Gene Ontology annotation, cellular component: membrane. Bases 1 to 1410 code for a protein of 469 amino acids. Gene Ontology annotation, biological process: regulation of smooth muscle contraction; regulation of vasoconstriction; adenylate cyclase-activating adrenergic receptor signaling pathway.